This is a messenger RNA of Beta vulgaris subsp. vulgaris (sugar beet), 1352 nucleotides long. Its product is annotated as probable xyloglucan endotransglucosylase/hydrolase protein 6. Bases 93 to 971 code for a protein of 292 amino acids. Gene Ontology annotation, molecular function: xyloglucan:xyloglucosyl transferase activity; hydrolase activity, hydrolyzing O-glycosyl compounds. NCBI's taxonomy places the organism in Eukaryota, Viridiplantae, Streptophyta, Magnoliopsida, Caryophyllales, Amaranthaceae. Gene Ontology annotation, biological process: xyloglucan metabolic process; cell wall biogenesis. The record is from RefSeq and is a predicted model, not a curated record. The transcript is spliced from 4 exons. Gene Ontology annotation, cellular component: cell wall; apoplast.
AUUGGUGUUUCCUCAAUCAUCAAACUCUCUUUUUUCUCUACUUCUUGCACAUAAUAUAUACUUCAAAACUAUAGUAUAUAAUACUAUACUAAAUGAAUAAUAUGAUUACCACGGAAUACCUGAGAAAUCUGCUUGUGUCCCUUCUCUUUUCUGCUCUUAUACUUACCUUUCCGGUCUCAGCAAGACCAGCAACAUUUCAGCAAGAUUUUAAGGUUACAUGGGCUGAUUCCCAUUUCAAGCUCGUUGAGGGGGGGAAAGCAAUUCAACUUAAGCUCGAUCAGACUUCUGGAUGUGGGUUUGCCUCAAAAUAUAAGUAUUUACAUGGACGUGUGAGUAUGAAACUCAAGCUUGUACCUGGAGAUUCUGCAGGAACUGUUACUGCAUUUUAUAUGAACUCAGACACAGACAAAAUACGUGAUGAGUUGGAUUUUGAGUUCUUGGGAAAUAGAACAGGCCAACCUUAUACGGUACAAACAAAUAUUUACGCCCAUGGAAAAGGUGAUAGGGAGCAAAGAGUUAACCUAUGGUUUGAUCCUUCUGCUGAUUAUCAUACCUAUACUAUACUUUGGAAUCAUAAUCACACUGUGUUCUAUGUCGAUGAAGUUCCCAUAAGAGUAUACAAGAACAAUGAAGCAAGAGGAAUACCAUAUCCUAAGGUACAACCAAUGGGAGUAUUUUCGACUUUAUGGGAAGCUGAUGAUUGGGCAACACGGGGUGGAUUAGAGAAGAUUGAUUGGAGCAAAGCCCCAUUCUAUGCUUACUACAAGGAUUUUGAAAUUGAAGGUUGUCCUGUGCCAGGACCAGCCUCUUGUGCCUCAAAUCCUCGAAAUCAGUGGGAAGGUGUAGCUUAUCAAGGGUUAUCACCUACUCAAGCAAGAUUACAUCGAUGGGUUCGCCUUAAUCAUAUGAUUUAUGAUUAUUGCAAUGAUAAAUCACGUUUUACCGUUACUCCUCCUGAGUGUAUUAGUUAAAACACAUAUUUAAUAAUUUAUAUAUUCAGUAGUGAUUUAAGCACGAAUUUAAUUAAGUAUAUAUGUUUAUAUAUACUCGUAUAAUUUGUAAAGUGUAAAAAUAAAUUGCGCACAUGCGAAAGUAUAUGGUACCAUCAAACACCAUAUAGCUUAAUCAAUUAUUGGUGUGCAACCUAUGUAUAAAGUGUAUUUGUGCGCCGCUUAUGUGUAAAGUGAUGUAAUAAAUUAAUAAUCAUAUAUGUUAUUGGAAAAACAUGUACACCAACGUCACCAGAUUGCCGCAGUAAUUAGUGGUGUCAAUUCAGUUAACCAGUUCAGUUCUGGUUUAAACCAAACAGUUUAGUUGGCUUCAGUUCAGUUAAUUCAGUUUAUUUUUCCGAA